Drosophila miranda is the source of this 799-nucleotide messenger RNA. RefSeq lists its product as uncharacterized. The record is from RefSeq and is a predicted model, not a curated record. Gene Ontology annotation, molecular function: nucleic acid binding. The transcript has 2 exons. The coding region runs from base 1 to 729 and encodes 242 amino acids. NCBI's taxonomy places the organism in Eukaryota, Metazoa, Arthropoda, Insecta, Diptera, Drosophilidae.
AUGGGUUUGGACAGAUCUCCUGGAAAGGAAGCCCAAGGAGCAGGUGAAGGUGUCAGCCUUGUGUGCGCGCUGUGCCAGAAAGCCAUACUGACCACGGAUGAGGUAUUCCGUUCGGUUUGCGAGCACGAGUUCCAUCUUCCCUUUGACUCAGUUCAAGGUAACGCACACCCUGACGGCAGUCCUCAGGCGAACGCCUCCGAACGGGUGAACCGUUCCGUGAUUGCUGGUAUCCGGGCGUACAUACGACCCGACCAGAAGAACUGGGACGAGUGCUUAAACAGAAUAGCGUGUGCGUUGAGAUCGGCAAGACAUGCCAGCGUAGGAACGACUCCGUAUUAUUUGGCUUUCGGUCAACACAUGAUUACAAGUGGUUCGACAUAUUCGUUAUUGAGAAAAUUGAACAUGCUAGAGGAUCGAUCGUUGGUGUUCGAUAAGCAAGAUUCCUUUGAAAUAGUACGCCAAAGCGCUGGAAAGCAAAUGCAACGAAGUCACAAUCUGAACGAGAAGCGAUACAACUUACGGUCCAGCGAAGUAGCGUUUGCAGUAGGCCAAGAAGUGUUUAGGAGAAAUUUUAAACAAAGUUGUUUUCAGUCCGGCUACAGCGCCAAGUUUGGGCCUGCCUUUGUGAAAGCCCGUGUCCGCAGAAAGAUAGGAAAUUCCUACUACGAAUUGGAAGAUUUGCAAGGACGCCUGCUGGGUAACUACCACGCAAAGGACAUACGACAGUAAUAAGUCGCUUCAUGUGGUAUCAGCCUAGGAGAUGUAACCACCCCUAGUCUGAUCUGGAGGGGGGGCUUUG